AUCUAGCUCUAACUUUUAAGUGAAAAGCCAUGAAGGUGAAGGAAGUCGACCGAACAGCCAACAUAGCAUGGUCACCUGCUGCCCACCAUCCUAUUUAUUUAGCAGCUGGUACUGCUGCACAGCAACUAGAUGCAACAUUUAGCACUACAGCAGCGUUAGAAAUUUAUGCCCUAAAUUUAACAGAACCAGGUUUGGAUAUGUGUAUGAAAGGCAGUGUCGUUUCAGAUUUCAGAUUCCAUAAAAUUGUAUGGGGUUGUGAAGGCAUGAAGACAUCUGAAAUGAGCAGUGGUGUUAUCGUAGGUGGUGCAGAUGGUGGUAAUAUUAUGAUUUACGAUGCAGCCAAACUUAUUCAAGGUGAAUCUGCUCUUCUUCAUCACAAUACCAAACACAUGGGUCCUGUUCAUUCACUCGAUUUUAAUAAAUUCCAGGAUUGUUUGCUUGCAUCUGGUGCCACGGAGUCUGAGAUUUUUAUAUGGGACUUGAACAAUCCCUCCUCGCCUGUAACUCUUGGUGCCAAGUCUCAGCCUCCUGAAGAUGUUACAUGUGUUGCUUGGAAUUGUCAGGUUCAGCAUAUUCUUGCAUCCACCUUUCCUGCUCGUUGUAUUGUUUGGGACUUAAGGAAAAAUGAACCAAUUAUUAAAGUUUCAGACUCCUCAUCAAGGUUACGAUGCAAAGUGGUGGCUUGGCAUCCAGAAGUAGCUACACAGUUAUGUCUUGCUUCAGAGGAUGACCAUAGUCCGGUAAUUCAGCUGUGGGAUCUGCGUUUUGCUACUUCACCUUUGAAAACUCUUGAACAUCACCAAAGAGGCGUGUUAUCAAUUGCUUGGUGCCCUCAAGAUCCUGAUUUACUUUUGUCUUGUGGAAAAGACAACCGUAUUUUAUGCUGGAAUCCAAAUUCAAAUGCUGAAAAUGGGGAGAUUGUAUGUGAACUACCAACAAGCAAUCAGUGGAGUUUUGAUGUGGCAUGGUGUCCAAGAAAUCCUGCUGUAAUUGCCAGUUCAUCCUGUGAUGGACAUGUUGGUGUUUUCUCUUUGAUGGGAGGUCAACAGCAGGUCCAGUGUAGCUCAAAGAUAGCUGAAUCAUUUCCUGGAUCUGAUAAAUUGAUACAGCCACCUAAUGUCGAAUCUUUACAUCGUCAUAUUUCUGUUCCUCUCCAGAAGCCUCCAAAGUGGGUCAGGAAACCUGUCGGUGCCUCAUUUGGUUUUGGAGGAAAACUAGUCUCAUUUGCCAAUGAAGUCGACAGUUCACUUCAGAGUGGCGAACAGCCAAUUAGAUAUGUUCAUAUUAGUCAAGUUAUUACAGAGCCAGAACUGCUUAAAAAAUCUGAAAAAUUGGAGUCUGCCCUGGCUAAUGGCAAUCUCGUUGAGUUUUGCCAGAGUAAAGUCGAGAGCAGCGCAGAUGAAAAAGAAAAAAUGUUAUGGAAUUUUCUUCAAGCUACAUUCAACACAGCACCCAGGGCAAAAAUGCUGUCACUAUUGGGUUAUGAUUAUGAAAAAGUUACUGCUGAAAUCAGCACUGCUUUGAAAGGUAAAAGUUCAUUGUUGGAUAGCCCAGAAUUAAAUGAACAGAUGUCAAAUUUAAGCACAGUAGAUGCUGGAUUUGUUGGUGACAGUUCUGCUGCAUUUGAUAGUAUUGCGAUGCAAGCAAAAGAUGAUGAAGAACCUCUAGUCAUUCAAACUGAUUCAAUGAUAGAAACAUCUGAAAUCAGUGAAGUUGAUGGUCUUAUAUCCCAAGCCUUGUUGACUGGAAAUAUUGCAUCUGCUGUUGAAAUUUGUAUUGAAGAUAAUAGGUGGGCUGAUGCUUUAGUUUUGGCACAAGCUGGUGGCCCUGACAUUUUACAGAAAACCCAAAGAUUAUAUUUUAAAUCUGUCAGCACUAAUUCAUCAAAAGCAUGUCAAAUGCAGUUAUCUCAACUAGGCCAAAUAACCAUCAGUGUAUAAUAGUGUGGGCCACAAGAAGACCAAAAAGUCAUUUUCAUUUUUGAUGAUAAGUUGGUUGCAGGAAAAGAUGCUAAGUGCCCAGACAGGAAGGAUACUAGGUGUUCAGACAGGAAGAUGAUAGGUGUUCAUCAG
Molecule: messenger RNA, 2072 nt
Organism: Stegodyphus dumicola
Lineage: Eukaryota; Metazoa; Arthropoda; Arachnida; Araneae; Eresidae
Gene: Sec31
Product: COPII coat complex component secretory 31
Biological process (GO): COPII-coated vesicle cargo loading; endoplasmic reticulum organization; endoplasmic reticulum to Golgi vesicle-mediated transport
Cellular component (GO): endoplasmic reticulum exit site; COPII vesicle coat
Molecular function (GO): protein binding; structural molecule activity
Source: RefSeq, a predicted model, not a curated record